AUGACUUUGGGCAGCAGCGGCGGCGGCGGCUGCGGGAUCAUGUCCGAGCGCUCCCCGGAGGAAGAGCCGCUCUCCGAGGUGGAGGACGCGGAUAUCGACGUGGUGGGCCCGCCCCAGGAUGGGGGCAAGUACAGCGAGGAGGAGGAGGACGACGAGGACGAGGAGGAGGAGGACGAGGAGGACGGCGGCGAUCCGCUGGGGCUGGCGCUGGCGCGGAGCGGGGCCGCCAAGGCGCGCAUGGGGGGGUCCCCGGAGCGGCUGUCCCCCGCCGGCGGCUCGGAGCCCGCCUGCGCCCGCGGCGCCGCGCCCGGCGAGAAGGCGCCCGCGGGCGGCGGCGGCGGCGGCGCGGGAGGGAAGAACCCGCUGGUGAAGCCGCCCUACUCCUACAUCGCCCUCAUCACCAUGGCCAUCCUGCAGAGCCCCAAGAAGCGGCUGACGCUGAGCGAGAUCUGCGAGUUCAUCAGCGGGCGCUUCCCGUACUACCGGGAGAAGUUCCCCGCCUGGCAGAACAGCAUCCGCCACAACCUCUCCCUCAACGACUGCUUCGUCAAGAUCCCCCGGGAGCCCGGCAACCCGGGCAAGGGCAACUACUGGACGCUGGACCCCGAGUCCGCCGACAUGUUCGACAACGGGAGCUUCCUGCGGCGGAGGAAGCGCUUCAAGCGGCAGCAGCAGCUGCACCCGCCGCACCCCGAGCUGCUGCUGCGGGCCGGGGCCGCCGACCCCGCCGCCUUCCUGCCCGGCUUCGCCUACGGACCUUACGGCUACAACUACGGCCUGCAGCUCCAGGUACCCCCACCACCACCACCACCAUCCCGGCGGCGGAGGCGGCGGGCCGCGGGCGCCUUCCCCUUCCCGGCGCCGCACUGCCCGUUACCGGCUCCGCCGCCUCCCGCCGCCGCCUCCGUCUUCUCCGCCGCCUCGGGGCUGCCCUCCUUCCUGGGCGGCGAGCUGAACUGCAGGAAGUCCUUCUACCACCCCCAGCUGAGCCCCACCGCCCUGCCCGCCGCCCUCCUCCAGACCCUCAAGCCGGACCCCUCGCCCGCCGGCGGCGGCGGCGGCGGCGGCAGCGGCGGCACCAACCACCCCUCCCGGCCCUCUUUUUCCAUAGACAACAUCAUCGGGGGGGCCGUGCCCCCGCCGCCCAGCACCAACCCCAGCGUCGCGCCCGCCGCGCCCUACCCCGCCGGCCAGGCGGGCCCCCCGGCGCAGGUCCUGGCCGUGCUCAGCCCCGCCUUGGCCCCGGCACAGCCCCAGGUCAGCCUGGCACACGAGCCGCUCCUCCAGCCGGCCCAGAACUUUUCCAGUAAAAUCACAACCCUCAGCAGCUGUCAUUUUUAA
Messenger RNA from Melospiza georgiana, 1341 nucleotides. RefSeq names its product forkhead box D2 (gene FOXD2). NCBI's taxonomy places the organism in Eukaryota, Metazoa, Chordata, Aves, Passeriformes, Passerellidae. The record is from RefSeq and is a predicted model, not a curated record. Gene Ontology annotation, biological process: anatomical structure morphogenesis; cell differentiation; regulation of transcription by RNA polymerase II. Gene Ontology annotation, molecular function: RNA polymerase II cis-regulatory region sequence-specific DNA binding; DNA-binding transcription factor activity, RNA polymerase II-specific.